UGUAUUAUUCAUCUACACUCCACAAAAGAGGAAAAACAUCGGAGAAGACGAAAAUGGCCAAUUUCGGCGGCCGCAAAAACGGCAUCGUUUCGAGGGCGAUGUGGGAGGGUUUGAACCCGGAGAUACUGGCUUUGAUUCUGGUUCGAAUCCCCGUGGAGGAGCUGCUCCAGACCAUUCCUCUGGUCUGCAAAUCCUGGUGGUCCGCCGUCGCCGGACCCUACUGCUGGUCGAAUAUCGACGUCGAGGAUUGGUGCCGCCGUUGGAGCCGCUUCGACCGAGUGGACUCGCUAGUCCGCAAACUCGUGCGCCGCAGCCGUGGAAUGUGCAGGAGGCUCUCUGCAUACAGACUCGGCGACCCCGGCUUUGCUUUUGCUGCUAACUGGGUGAGAUGCCUUAAGGUGCUGCAGAUUCCAAUGAGUGAGGUCUCGGACAAAAUGGUGGAGAAGCAUGCAGUAGCGACUCUGACAGUCUUGGACAUCAGCUACUGUUUGAGGAUCACAAGCAAAGGGCUCGAAGCAGUGGGAAAGAGUUGCAAGUUCCUGAUUCAGUUGAAGAGGAAUAUGCCACCUCUGGAGCUGGAAGAGACUGAAAAAAGGGCUAAAAAGAUGGACGAUGGUGAGGCUAUGGCAAUCGCCAACACAAUGCCUGGGCUUAACCGCCUUGAACUUGCUUAUGGCCGCUUUGGUGACCAUGGCCUCAACGCCAUUCUCACUAACUGUAAGGCCCUCACUCACCUUGACAUUGAAGGGUGUUUGUACGUGGAGCUUAAUGGUGACCUUGAGCAAAGGUGUGGCCAACUCAUGGAUUUCAAGCCCCCCUGGACCGAUGAUGACCACUUUUUAGCUGUGGCAGCUGCAGCUGAUGAUGACACCGAGGACUUUUCAUCCUCAGAAUCAGAAUAGCAUUGGGUGGGUUAUCUUGAAACACAAAGGGCAAGUUUUGUUUCUCUCUUUUUAUUCUUCGGUUUCUUGUCUUCCUUUUUGGUGGGUACAUGCUAAAUUUACAGAAACAAAUCAUACAUAUAGUGGAAACCAAUUACAUUAUCUAGGAUCAUUGAAUAUGCUGUAUAUGUAAAUUUUACACAUAAAAGUUGAUUCCACAUUUUA
Messenger RNA from Vitis vinifera (wine grape), 1106 nucleotides. Its product is annotated as F-box protein FBW2-like. Gene Ontology annotation, molecular function: protein binding. Bases 54 to 902 code for a protein of 282 amino acids. Lineage: Eukaryota; Viridiplantae; Streptophyta; Magnoliopsida; Vitales; Vitaceae. The transcript is spliced from 2 exons. The record is from RefSeq and is a predicted model, not a curated record.